Molecule: messenger RNA, 471 nt
Organism: Thelazia callipaeda (thelaziosis nematode)
Lineage: Eukaryota; Metazoa; Nematoda; Chromadorea; Rhabditida; Thelaziidae
Source: the annotation of a GenBank genome assembly
AUGGAAUGUAGCUACCAGACUGUGUUUGCGUGGAAAAGUCAUGGAGAACAACGGUUUGGUCCGUGUCCAGAAAAAUGGUAUCCAUUGCUGAGCUUCAAAAAACCUGACCUCACACUUUUAAGUAAAUGCGUCUUGCACAUUGACACUAAAGAGAAUCAAACAUCAUAUAGGGAGGUAGGCAAAAUAUGUUCCAAUAUGUUGAACGUGAAAGUCAACACUACUGCGGGAAUGUAUUCUCCAUACGAUCGUGAAGAGUUUAAAGAUUUUCGCGAACUGUCGUCAAAGUUAAAGCUGAAAGGAACGAUUGAUAUUUUCCUUCAAGAAAAAAUCCCGAUUGAUCAUGCAGGAAAUGAUCGUCGGAUGGUACUAGAGACGUUUAAAGAAGCCAUAAAUGCAGCCCCUGAUAGGUCAUGUAUGUUUCUUGAUGAGCAGGUCAAGCAUUUUGACAAAUUAUCUAUCAGAACUUUAUAA